Fraxinus pennsylvanica is the source of this 1518-nucleotide messenger RNA. Lineage: Eukaryota; Viridiplantae; Streptophyta; Magnoliopsida; Lamiales; Oleaceae. The record is from the annotation of a GenBank genome assembly.
AUGGGUGUUUGUUGUUCUUCGACCAAUGGCAAGAAAAAGACAGUGUGGAAGAAAGAAUAUGGUACGGAUUUAAAGAUAAAGAAGGGUAGUUCUAGUGAUUUUUCUACAUUUAUCAGCAAACUAGGUGGCGGCGCCGUGGCAGCGGCGGAGAAGGGGGCACUGCAUAAAGUUCCCGGCAGGCUUUUUGCAAAUGGGGCGAGCCGGAUCGCUAGUUUGUACACUCAGCAAGGCAAGAAAGGUACAAAUCAAGACGCCAUGAUUGUUUGGGAGAAUUUCUGUACGAGAAGCGGUAUGAGUACGACAUUUUGUGGAGUUUUCGAUGGUCAUGGUCGUUAUGGUCAUAUGGUCGCAAGGAAAGUUCGGGAUGCUCUUCCGCUUUUGCUGCGCGCAGAGUGGGAAGCUAUGCACGAUAGCAAUCAAACUUCUGAUCAAGAGAAUGGCAAUGCCCUGGAAAUGACUCAUUUUGAUGAGAUUAAGGAUGAAGACAGGGACGAGUUAUUGGAUGAUGAGGAAAAUGAAAAACUUCCGGAGAUGCAUAUGCCAAUCAAGAGAUCACUUUUAAAGGCUUUCCAAAUAAUGGAUAAGGAAUUGAAGUUGCAUCGUACCCUUGAUUGUUUCUGUAGUGGUACAACUGCUGUCACUUUGAUAAUGCAGGAUCAGGAUCUCAUAAUUGGAAAUGUUGGUGAUUCAAGAGCAGUAUUAGCAACGAGAGACAAGGAUAACGUGUUGAUGGCUGUACAGUUGACCGUGGACUUAAAACCUAAUCUUCCAAGAGAAGCUGCUAGGAUCCAGAAAUGUAAAGGAAGGGUUUUUGCAUUGCAAGAUGAGCCGGAGGUUGCACGUGUAUGGUUGCCUAACAAUGAUUCUCCUGGUUUAGCAAUGGCCAGAGCCUUUGGGGACUUCUGUUUGAAAGACUUUGGUUUAAUUUCUAUGCCAGAUGUUUAUUAUCACCGUAUUACUGAAAGAGAUGAGUUUGUUGUUCUCGCCACUGACGGGGUAUGGGAUGUCCUCUCCAAUAAGGAAGCUGUGGACAUUGUGGCAUCGGCUCGUGGUCGUGGAACAGCUGCUCGAGCUCUUGUUAACUGUGCUACGAGAGCAUGGAGGCUCAAGUACCCAACAUCAAAGAUGGAUGACUGUGCUGUUGUAUGUCUUUUCCUUGAACACACGUCACCAACUGAUUCUGUUAAUGCGCCAAACAUUGCAACGAAAUCCCCUGGACAGGAAUCGAGUAAAGUCCUUGCAGAAGAGGAACCCAAUAUCUCAAAUAUUGAUGAGGCUUUUCAAGAUGCUCUUGUUGUACCUUCUAGAGAGAUAGUGCCUGUUGUCGAGGAAGUCGAGGAGAAGCUACCAGAGAGAUCUCUUGGUCAAUCUGAGAGGAGUUUAGCUGAAUUCCUUUCAACCGCAGAGGACGAGGAAUGGUCGGCCCUUGAAGGUAUUACCCGAGUUAAUAGUCUGCUAAGCAUUCCAAGGCUCUUGUCCUUGGACAAAAGAUCAGCGAGUUGGAGAAAGUGGUUAUGA